AUGAAGGAAAUGUCAGAAUUGCCUCAUAUACAUGAUUUGAUUACACGUGCAUCUAGGGUUACUGGAUUUGUUUAUAAUCAUAAGUGGCCUCUUAAUUGGUUGAGAAAUAGGCCCGGCUGGACAGAAAUUGUUCGUCCAGGUGAUACUUGUUUUGGUACCAGUUUCAUAGCAUUGAAGAGCCUAUGUGAUCACAAAGACCACUUGCAAGCUCUAGUUACGAGUUCAGGAUUUAAAAGAUUUUUGAAAGUAGCUAAAGCACAAGAAGUUAAACAAGUUGUUAUGGAUGAACAGUUUUGGAAUGAUUGUUUAAUUAUUUCCAAGAUUAUGGGUCCGAUUAUGAGAUUAUUGCGCAUUUGUGCUUCUGAUGAUAAACCUUCACUUGGUUUUGUGUAUGAGGGCAUGUGGAGAGUGAUCAAAGGAGUUAAAGAGUUGUUCAAAAAUAAGGAGAGGCUAUAUGGGAAGUAUGUUGGUAUAAUCGAAUCAAGGUGGGAUAGGAUGUUGAGAAAAAAUCUCCAUGCUGCUGCUUUCUACUUAAAUCCCGCUUAUCAAUAUGAUCCUGAAAUCCCUACUGAGACUGUAGAGGUGAUGAAAGGAUUACUUGAUGCCGCUGAGACUAUUCUUCCGGGUGUAGAUGGUUUGAUGGAUGAGAUAUAUACAUUUCGGGAUAAAAAGAAAGGUUUUGGAAGGAAAUUUGUUUUGGAUAACUCAAAAUUUUCUAGGCCUGAUGAAUGGUGGAGGUUUUGUGGUCAUGAUGCACCAAAUCUACGAAAGAUGGCUAUUAAACUUUUGAGCCAAACUUCUUUUUCUUCGGGAUGUGAGCAUAAUUGGAGUGUGUUUGAAAGAAUUCACGCAAAGGAAAGGAAUCGGUUGGAGCAUCAAAGACUAACUGAUCUUGUCUAUGUUCACUACAACUUGCGCUUACAAAACCGUCUUGGUUCAAAGAGAAGAUCGUAUGAUCCGAUUGAUUAUGAGUGUAUAGAUGAAGUAGAGUUUUGGGUGAUUGAUGAAAAUCCCGAGGAAGAGCUUGAUUAUGAGGAAUUGGAGGAAAUGUUAGAUGAAGAACAAGCAAAAGGUGAUGGAGAUGAUGUUAUGAUGAUUAAUGAUGAAGAAAUCGAUUUGUCAAAAUUUGGUGAUGGCGACUGUGACAGUACCAGUAGUAGUAGCUGCGAUGAGUUCAAUGGCGACUUGAGUCUCGUUAAUCUUCAAGUUGGAAAUGAAAGUGAUGGAGAUGAUUGCUAAUUAUUUUGCUUUCAGCUUGUUGUUAUGUAGUAGUACUACUUAUCUUGAUAAAAACCUAUGUUAACUAGUAUUUGACAGUUGAACUUGGUAAUCUUGUAGAC
Molecule: messenger RNA, 1340 nt
Organism: Salvia hispanica
Lineage: Eukaryota; Viridiplantae; Streptophyta; Magnoliopsida; Lamiales; Lamiaceae
Molecular function (GO): protein dimerization activity
Source: RefSeq, a predicted model, not a curated record